AUGGUGCAAACAACUAGAAACCUCCUUACAAAAUCCGACGAUCCAUAUGAAGCACCACUCGCUUACAGAGCUACCCCACUUGAAAACGAACUAUGCAUGGGAAGACGACUACGCACCACCCUUCCAACUACUCCAUCUAAACUAACACCGCAAUGGCCUGAGUUAAAGAAAUUGCGUGAAAAGGAAGCCAAGAUUAAGACCGAGCAAACAAAUAGUAAAACCGACGACAUGCAGUUUAAGAGCUAAGUCAUCUGUCUUCAGGCGAUCGUGCUUAUAUCCCUGAUCGUAAAGAGAACGCGGUAGUAGUAGCCAAAACACAAGAGCCACGUUCCUAUUACCUCCACACUGACAGUAACGCAACUGUUAGAAGAAACAGAGGGCAGCUCAAUCCAAAUCCUACAGAAGCAAAGUACGCAGCAGGAAGCCCUUUACCCGAUCCUCCUGAAACCUCUAAGGAUCAGCCACCUGUUCUGGCGGAGAGGAAGGAUGCUUUACGGUCUGCUCAAAAGUCUUCCAUUCCAGUUCCUGUUCCUGGAACUUCGUUCCUGUUCUUCGUUCCAGAAGAAAAGUCAACCCGCCCAAGAGAUUAG
This is a messenger RNA of Porites evermanni, 590 nucleotides long. The record is from the annotation of a GenBank genome assembly. Lineage: Eukaryota; Metazoa; Cnidaria; Anthozoa; Scleractinia; Poritidae.